Molecule: messenger RNA, 2821 nt
Organism: Notothenia coriiceps (black rockcod)
Lineage: Eukaryota; Metazoa; Chordata; Actinopteri; Perciformes; Nototheniidae
Gene: afap1l1a
Product: actin filament associated protein 1-like 1a
Exons: 21
Biological process (GO): monoatomic ion transport
Cellular component (GO): cytosol; membrane
Molecular function (GO): SH3 domain binding
Source: RefSeq, a predicted model, not a curated record
CACACACACACACACACACACACACACACACACACACACACAGAGCACCUCCACAACCACAAACCCUACCCCCCAAAAAGGAAGAGAGGAGGGAAGACAGAGUGGGAGGGGAAGUAUAGGGAGAUAACAGAGGAAGGGAGGGAGAGGUGAGUGUGAAUUCAGCAGCAGGCAGACAGCAGCUCACCUCCGCUGCAAAGACUUCACAGGGAGGCUUUGAUUUUGGAAUAUCUCCUAAAGUAUCCGCUUGGGUCUGAAUGAACUGCUUUCUCCUAACUAACCUUGGAAAAUGGUGGGACUCUCAUCCACUGCUUCUGUUGAAGCGAUGGAGGUGUUGGUGAGUGAGCUGGGCGUCCUGCUGAAGAUGCUGGACCAGGAGAACCUCAGCUCAACCACGCAGGAGAAGAAGACCUCCGUGUGGAACCUCCUGAAGCAAAUACAGCCAUCGGUUUCAGGAACAGACUACAUCUACAUGAAUUCAGCUGUGUUCAGAAACGGCACCAGCUUCGUAGAGUCCCUCUUUGAGACCUUUGACUGCCAGCUUGGGGACCUAAAGGAUGUGACAGACGAUCUGAAAGAAGACAACAACACACAAGCUGACACUUUAAAACAGGACUGUGCAGACUCCCCUGCCCCGCACUCCGCUGACUCCCCUCCCCCUCUGCCCACGACGCCUCCCCCCGAGGAGUAUUACGAGGAGGCCGUGCCCCUCAGUCCUGGCACGUUGCCCGAAUACAUCAUCACACGAGUCAGGCCUAGCCCUCCCAACUCUAUCGAAGAUGGUUAUGAAGACGCCGAAAGCAACUACCCCACUACGUGCAUGAACACACACCGCAAAAACUCAUACAAUGACUCUGAUGCUCUGAGCAGUUCAUACGAGUCCUACGAGGAGGAUGAGGAGGAGAGGAGCCCCAGCGUCAGACUCACUCAUCAGUGGCCCUCGGAGGAGAGCUCCAUGCCCCCCGCCCGGGACUGUCGCAUCUGUGCCUUCCUGCUGCGCAAGAAACGCUUCGGCCAGUGGGCCAAACAGCUCACUGUCAUACGUGAUAACAGACUACAGUGCUAUAAGAGCUCUAAGGACACAUCCCCCUGUGUGGACAUGCUGCUGCCCCAGUGCACUGUGGUCUACGCACCCAAAGACAGCAAGAGGAAGCACCAUGAACUCCGCUUCACUCUGCCCAAUGGAGAUGCACUGGUGCUGGCCGUACAAAGCAAGGAGCAGGCUCACAGAUGGCUUAGGGUUGUUAGAGAGGUGAGCGGUCAGAGCGCUGGGCCGGAGGAAUCUGCGUCCCCCAUCAUUCCAAGAAAAACUGAACUUGACAAGAGGCUUUCUGCAGAGAGGAACACCUCAGACUCAGACAGUGUGGGUGUGUCGACUGGAGAGCACUGCAGAGAGAAUGGCAAGGUGAAACGGGGAGCUUUCGCAGCAGGCCGUAAAAUCACUCGUAUCAUCAGCUUCUCCAAGAAGAAGCCCCCUCGUCCAGGUGACCCCCGGACCUCAUACAGCGACCCUCGGCAAGGCUAUGUGUCGGUGCUGGUGCAUCAGGUGUGGCGGGAACAGUGGUGCCGUGUGUGCAAAGGCUCCCUGCACUUUUACAAUGACAAAGGAGACUCUCGGACGUCCCUGCCUUCACUUCCUCUCCACGGCUGUGAAGUGCUCCCGGGGCUUGGACCCAAACAUCCCUUUGCCUUCCGAAUCCUGCGGAACCACACAGCGGUGGCUGCUCUGGAGGCUAGUAGCUCUGAGGAACUUGGACGGUGGCUUGGAGUCCUCUUGGCAGAGACAGGCUCUUCGACAGAUCCAGAGUCUUUGCAUUACGACUAUGUUGACGUGGAAACCAUCGCUAACAUCCGCGACGCUGCACGGCAUUCCUUCCUGUGGGCCACAUCUUCCGUCAGUAACUCUACAGACUGCAGAACAUAUGAUGAGGUCCCUAAUGAGGACAUGCAGUCAGGAGAGAACCGCAGGCUGCAGUCUGGGAAUCAAGGGAAAAGGCGCUCAAGUUUCUCCAGCAGUGACUCUGACAGAACCAAGCCUUUAGUCUCCCUCAAACGUACAGGCUCAAAUGAAAACCAAUAUGGCAGGUAUGGGAAAACGCGAGCGGAUGAGGAUGCCAAAAGUUACCUGAAAGAGAAGGAGGAGCUGGAAAGAGAGAGGGAUGGGAUACGAAAUGCACUUGUGACCCUCCGUAAGGAGAAGAGAGAGCUGAAGGAAGAGCUGAAGACCGCCUCUGAGAGGAGGAUGUCCUCCCUGAACAAGCGUGUGUCCCAGCUGGAGGACACCUGUCGAACCAAAGAGGCGGAGAGGGUGGACCUGGAGCUGCGGCUGACUCAGGUCACAGAGAACCUGAAGAAGAGCAUUGCUGGGGGAGCUCUGGGUGCGCCUGUUGAGGCUAAACCCCCACUUAAGGCCUCCAGCAAAAAGAAACAGAAUAUCUACAGUGAUGCUUUACCAGUAAACUGUGCCUCAGAGAUGCGUCGGAGACCUCCAUCUGUUUACGCUUCUUCUGGAACUGUCAUGCAGAAAGCAAAGGUAGCUGCUCAAAACGUGUUCUUCUUUAUCCUGGAGACGUACGUCCCCUCCAUCCUGCUGGUGGUCCUCUCCUGGGUCUCAUUCUGGAUCAGCCAGUCCUCUGUCCCAGCCAGGACAUACAUCGUCAUCAACAUGGAGCUUCUGAGGGAUUUCAAUGAAUCCAACGGAAACGGCUCCAUCCCCAUCUUCCGCUCCACCCAGCCGAAACACACUGCAGAUGAGCUCCACUGCAGAGGAGCCCCUGGAGCAGGCAGCGGACUGCGACAGCGAAGUUGUCGGAUCAGGGCUGCG